Benincasa hispida (wax gourd) is the source of this 402-nucleotide messenger RNA. The record is from RefSeq and is a predicted model, not a curated record. NCBI's taxonomy places the organism in Eukaryota, Viridiplantae, Streptophyta, Magnoliopsida, Cucurbitales, Cucurbitaceae.
AUGGAGGUUAAUAAAAAGUUCUACAUGCAUGAAAGUAAAGAUCUUGUAAGCUCAACGAUAUAUCAUCUGUUGGUAGGAAGUUUCAUUUGCCUUACUUUAACAAGACCCAAUAUCUCAUAUUCCGUCGGAGUUGUGAAUCAUUACAUGCAGAAUCCGAAGAAGCCUCAUUUUGAAGUAGUUCGAAAAAUUUUAACACAUCUAAAAGGAACAAAUGAAUGUGGCUUUUUAUAUAAGAAAGGAGACGACUGCAAGUUAGAAGGCUUUUACGAUGGUGAUUAUGCUGAAGAUCAUGAUACACGGCGAUCAACUACUAGUUACGUGUUCAAACUUGGUAGUGGAGCAGUUUCUUGGUGUGGCAAAAGACAACCAAAAGUCACAUUAUCUACCACAGAAGCAGAGUAA